Molecule: messenger RNA, 573 nt
Organism: Rotaria sordida
Lineage: Eukaryota; Metazoa; Rotifera; Eurotatoria; Philodinida; Philodinidae
Source: the annotation of a GenBank genome assembly
AAUUUUAAAUUAUCAAUUAUUAAACGAUGUUGGGAAGAUCAAUUACGAAUAAAAGGCACUAAUUUUGUAUCUGAAUGUGAUUUAUAUAUUGCUUGUUUAAUUCUUCAAAAACAAAUGGAACAUAUUAAUGGUAUAAAAGAAAACAUUGUUAUACCAAGUGUAAGAAUGAAGCAAAUUAGAGAGCAAACAGGAAUAGUUAGGCAAGAAGAAGAAGCUGCAACAUUGAUUUCAUGUAAUGCUAUUCGAGCAAGGUGUAUGAAUGAAUCUAAUAAUAUGAAUGUUGAAAUGGCAACACCAUUACAAUCUUCUCAUAAUUCAAUAUUAAAAUCAAGAAUCACUGAAAAUCAAAAUGAAACAAAAAAAUUCAAUCAAAUAACUGGUACUAACAACAAUGAAGAUCAAUUAGAACAUUCAACACCAUACAAUCCUUGUAUUACCUGCUUGACCGAAGAAAAACGAAUAGCUUGCUUACCAUGUGGUCAUUUCACAGUCUGUGUUUCAUGUAGUACAUCAUUACAAUUAUGUCCAAAAUGUCAACAGAAAAUUAUAGCUUUUGUUCGUAUUUAUGUUUGA